Centruroides sculpturatus (bark scorpion) is the source of this 1173-nucleotide messenger RNA. Its product is annotated as thyrotroph embryonic factor-like. The transcript has 3 exons. Gene Ontology annotation, biological process: regulation of transcription by RNA polymerase II. Lineage: Eukaryota; Metazoa; Arthropoda; Arachnida; Scorpiones; Buthidae. Gene Ontology annotation, molecular function: RNA polymerase II cis-regulatory region sequence-specific DNA binding; DNA-binding transcription factor activity, RNA polymerase II-specific. Gene Ontology annotation, cellular component: nucleus. The record is from RefSeq and is a predicted model, not a curated record. The coding region runs from base 82 to 639 and encodes 185 amino acids.
UGACGUAACAGUGCAAUAUUCUGCUUCGAUCACCUUGCGCAAAGCCUUUCCGUCGUCAGACGAGCAGAAGCUAGGGUCGCGAUGCCACCGUACAAUCAGAGGAUGGAAAACGCCGAGAGGAGGACCGUCCUGGUGUCACCAGACAGCGCAGGAGAUAGCAGCAACGAAUCUUCCGUAUCGAACGAAAUGGUCAGCAAACGGAACGGGUACAUGCCAGCAUUUUGCAUUUCGUCACCACAGUAUAUUAUUCCCGUAAGCAUAAAUUCUCAGGAGAGGUACGUCCAAGACAGCGGGGUUCCUGCGAACUGGCUGAACAAAACACCAGUAGACCAACUCAUCAAAGUUCCGCGGACGAAUCAAGACGAAAAUCUAGCUAUCGUCCUAUCGAAUAAAAAGAAAAAGCCUCAGCCAUUUCCGGAAGAAUGUAAGGACAAACUGUAUUGGGAGAGAAGGAGGAGAAAUAACGAAUCGGCGAAGAAAUCGAGAGCGUUGAGGAAAAUUAAAGAGCAGCAGACAUCGGCUCGGGUUCUGCGACUGGAACACGAGAAUUUACAAUUAAAAACUGAAGUUUCCCUACUAAAACAGGAACUGGAAAGACUCCAGAAGUUAGUUUACGCAAAAACUACAGUCGAAAGCUGAUGAAAGCAGUAUUAGGAAAUUUCUAUUGAAUGCCUCCGACCAAUCAUUUCCAUCGAAAGAAAAUUACGGAAAUUAUUUAAAAAUAUAUAUAUAUACACAUAUAUAUUUUUUUCUUUUCUUUAAAUACGAAUCAUUAUACACCAAAUAAAGCAUUGUUCACUGCAGAUUUAAAAAAGAAAAAGAUAAAUUUUUCGGGGUAUACCGAAACUCCGGUGACGACGCGAAAUUACGCUCAAGUAUUGCACUCGAUUGUGUAAAUUUACGGUUAAGGGGCCGCGUCAUAAUUACAAUUAAGCAUUAUUAUUAUUUUAAUGAGAAUUUAGUGUUAAACAACCUUUUAAACUGUAACCGAGGGGGAAAAAUUCGUGUAACUUUUUUUUUGCUCAACAAUUCUUGUAAGCCGCUGCCAUGUCGGGAAAUCAUUAUACAUACGCGUUACGGAAAAGUUUAUACACGUUUUCCUGUUUUGAAGUGUGAUGAAUUAGGAGAAUUUUUUCGAUAUUUUAAAAUAAAAUAAUAAAAAAAAUCCACGUA